Zygotorulaspora mrakii is the source of this 570-nucleotide messenger RNA. RefSeq names its product riboflavin kinase (gene FMN1). The transcript has a single exon. The record is from RefSeq and is a predicted model, not a curated record. Gene Ontology annotation, molecular function: riboflavin kinase activity. NCBI's taxonomy places the organism in Eukaryota, Fungi, Ascomycota, Saccharomycetes, Saccharomycetales, Saccharomycetaceae. Gene Ontology annotation, biological process: FMN biosynthetic process; riboflavin biosynthetic process. Gene Ontology annotation, cellular component: mitochondrion. The coding region runs from base 1 to 570 and encodes 189 amino acids.
AUGACAACACGACAUUGUGACGCUGAAAUUCCAGAUAGCCCAAGACCACCAUAUCCUCUUGUUUCUGGGUAUUGUGACAUCACCUGCGGUUUUGGUCGUGGAUCCGCUGAACUUGGCAUUCCAACUGCUAAUGUGCCGAUCGAGGAACUAUCUGUAGAAUUUAACAACUUGUCUCUUGGCAUAUAUUUUGGAUUUGCUAAGGUACAAGCAAUCGACAAGCAACUCAGUGUCGAUUCCAGAUCUGACGGUACAAAAGUUGAAUUCAACUAUGGAAGAUAUCUAAGCAAGGAGAAAGACGAUUUGAACGUAUUGCCUGUAGUUCUUUCAAUUGGCAAGAACCCUUUUUACGGUAACAACUUCAAAACGAUAGAACUGCAUAUAAUUCAUAAGUUCAAUAAAGACUUUUAUGGUGCAAAGGUGAAGUUCUGCAUUCUGGGAUAUUUAAGACCUGAACUUGAUUAUACAACGAAAGAAGCACUCAUCAAAGAUAUUAAUAUAGACAUAUAUAAAUCCUUGAGUGUCCUUUCAAAGGAUUCUUAUAAAUCUUUGGGAUCCCUACUGGAUGACUGA